UCAUGUUUUUAACUUAAGUAACUUGAGGUUUCGACUAUUAAAAAAGUAAAUACUCGUAUUCAAAUUAAAUUUUCAAUAUGAAAUCUUCCAGAAUUUCUCCAGGUCCAAGAACAGUUAAUAUGGGAAAAGGAACCAGUUAUAGACCUAGAACUUCAAGCAAGAGAAACACUCCUCAACGAAAUGAAACAGAACAAAAAGCUACUCAUUCUUCCCAGAAAGAUGAAAAUUGUAGAAAGACAACUUCGAACAAACCAAGUGAUUGUAGAAGAUUAGGAGGUUCUCGGCAAGAACAACAGAAUACAUGUAACAAGGAAAAUCCCAAAAGAACUGUUUCUGAUUCGGAUGUGUUGAAGAAUAGUGGGUCUGGAGACCAGAACUCAAACUCUGAAGCAAGCCAGACUUCUUCCCCAAGUAUCAACUCCCAGAAUAGUGAUUCAGCUUCCAAAACAACAAAGAAAAAAACUGGUCGUGUUGUACAGUCUCGCUAUAAAGCUGCAGCGUCCCGUGCAGCCAAGCCCUCUACACCAAGAAGUAUUUCCUUAGAGAGAGUCUCAGAUUCACAAUCUGGAAGAAAAGAG
Molecule: messenger RNA, 578 nt
Organism: Limulus polyphemus (Atlantic horseshoe crab)
Lineage: Eukaryota; Metazoa; Arthropoda; Merostomata; Xiphosura; Limulidae
Exons: 5
Source: RefSeq, a predicted model, not a curated record